AGUCGAGUGGGUCGUCAGCCAAAUGCAAUAAAGUAUUACUGCGUUCGAGAGAUUUCCCAACGUGAACACAAUAACGCCUUACCCUCCCCUACCGGUGAUCUCAAUGACUCGGCCAAUCAUCAUCAUCAUCAUCAAGUGGGAAAUCAGAUCAACAACACGCCAAGAAAUGCCAUGAAACGAGGUGCAAAUAACGUGAACGGCUCUACUUCCACCUUCCAACUGCCCGGAGAGUUUAUGAAUAGCAGAGAUGCCGUCGAGAAUCGGAGUCGAGCCUCAACUUUGAGUGCAUCCUCUGGCAUCUCCUCGUCCAGUACGGCUUUUCUCAAUCCUCUAGAAACUUCGCAGUCCUCGCCUAUCGUUUCUUCUUCGGCCACCUUGCAUAAGAGAUUGAAAAUGGAAGAUGUUCCGGACUUUAUUGCUGGCACAGACAUGGUCGACAGCAGUUUCUGCCAACAAUUGGCCUCUGUUACGGCCGCGAACUCCCUUGCAAACCAUUUUCUCUUGAAUCCUCAGUUGGCCUCCCACGGCCAAACCCCUAGACCUGCGGAGAUUUUGGACCAAUUGGCCAAACAUCCAACCAUAGUGGCCGCGGCAGCGGCUGCUCGUAUCCUCUUGGACAACGCCCCCACCACCAAUGGUUCCUUGUUUGACUCCACGGAUCAUGAGCAGCAGAAUGUGACCCUGCCGACAAGCUCCUGCGUCGCCUCCAUUUCCCCCUCGUCUGCUGCUGCUGCUUCUUCAUUUGGUGGUAGUAGGUUUCAACAGCCACAACAGCUGCAAAAAUCGGACACACAGUCUGCUCCUCGCACAGUGCCGCCCCCUCCCCCUCCAAUGCCAAAACUGACAGACAAGGUGGAGAGGCAACGAGUUCACGAUGAAGCUAUGCGACAGGGCUCUGAAGCCGCAAUGUCUAUGGAGGAGAAUAUACGGACGAAUGUCUUCGUAACUCUUGGAGAAUUUACUCAGGGAAUUGAACGGGCCACAGAUUUCCUCAAAGCUGAACGCAGGAGGUUAAAACAGAUAAAACAAGAUCCAAAUCAGCCCAGGUUCACUGCGUCGGAUUCAAUUGAACGCGUCUGGUCGUAUAUGAUGCAACAGUUCGUUCAACAUACCCGAAUGGUUGUCGACUUCUCCAAACUUAUUGCUGGUUUUAAUGGACUAGGAAUCAACGAUCGUCGACAGUUGAUACGAGCAGCUAUGUAUCCAAUCAUGCUUAUUGAGUUAAGUAGAGAUUUCCAAAAUAGUGGAAACGCCUCCUACAAUUACUUCGACUUCAUGGACCAUGAGAAGGAUGUCAUAAUCCAGCACUUCCCUCCUCUUUCCAAAAUCAUCUCCCACCUGGUUCAAUCCGGGCGUGUUCUCCAACAGCUCAAAUUGGACGAUAUUGAGUGCACCAUCAUUUGCAUUCAAGAGCUUCUACGGCACAAGAACGAGCUGGAGGAUCCGGCAUCUUGUGAACACCUCUUUCUCCUCUCGAUGCAGGCUCUUGUGUACCAUGAACAAUGCAAGUCGAAGUCGGACGCAGCGAAUGAGCGUUUGACAACGUUCACCCAACUUCUGCCAAUGCUAAAUCAGCUUAACAUGGAACAUCACGAAGUGUUGGGUCAGAUUCGGCUGAGUUAUCCUCACCUCAUCUUCCCUGAACUCUAUUUGGAGAUGUUCGCCAUCGGUGCCGGCGAGCCACCAAACUUCUUUCAAGAGGAUUCCAAGAAAAACAGAAAUGACCUGUGA
Rodentolepis nana is the source of this 1731-nucleotide messenger RNA. The record is from the annotation of a GenBank genome assembly. Lineage: Eukaryota; Metazoa; Platyhelminthes; Cestoda; Cyclophyllidea; Hymenolepididae.